Molecule: messenger RNA, 818 nt
Organism: Paramuricea clavata
Lineage: Eukaryota; Metazoa; Cnidaria; Anthozoa; Malacalcyonacea; Plexauridae
Source: the annotation of a GenBank genome assembly
AUGGAAUCUACAUCUACGAGCACAUCUGCGAAGGUAAGUUAUAUUGUUCAUAAAUGUAUGAUAGUGUGCUGUAGAUUUUGUUAACUUGUAGAUUAUAGAUUGUGUCAGUCUAAAUCGUAAAUAGUAGCCUGUUUAGUGCUUGAGCUUGUUUGAGAUUCUUCCAUUUCGAAACUAAGUGUGUUAGCGCCUUAAUGCCCACGUAUAUGAGUCAUCGGUGUGGAAUUUUGCGGUCGAAAUUAUCCAAACUAUCGUGUUGUCAAGCUUUGACUAGUUUUUAAACAGCAACAUUCACACUUUAUAUAUUUCAAAUAGACGAAUCUGUCAUUCAAGAAAAUGUAUCAAACCAUUUUGUUACAGAAAAAGAAUUACAGGAUUUAUUGUAAUUUAAGAUUUAUGAAACAAGCACAAAUCAGAUCAUGCAUGUGCCCGGGUGUUGCUUAAAAAUUGGCGUUAAUAUCUUUCUGGGCAGAUAGCUAAACUAUAAAUGUUUUGUGCAGGUACAGGUACAACCAUCAAUCACAGGAUGCGUAAACAAAUACACGGAAGAAGCUUAUCGGAAACUAAUGAAAUGCGCUUAUGAGAUGGCUAUGGAACCAACAAUGGCGCAUCGUCACUUCGGUGUUCUUGUAAAGUGCGUGAAAGCGAACGGUGUUCGUUUGAUUGAACGAAAGGAAGAUGGAAGAAGCGGUCGUGAAUUUGUGCAUUGCAUCGCAGAGGCUGUUCGAGAAAAAUCUGCUUUAAUCCUGGGCAGUGUCGACUUUUUUUCAAUUUUAAGUGACGGGAGCCAAGCUCGAAAGCCGAGAAAGAACUCGUUUUGA